CUAAUAGUACUCAAGAGUGUAGCUAUCUGAUUCAUGAUUGACUCUGUCAUUAAUUAUGACAGGCUGUGUGUACAGCCUUAUAAUCUGUUCAGCACAUGUUUAUUGAGCACCCUCUCUUCCUCCUUCUGUCCUGGGUGUUGGAGAAAUGACAGAGUUCCUGUCCUCAGGCUGCUUACAGACUGGAGAAGGAAACAAAUGCCAGUGAGCAGUUACAUACACUGUGGUAUCAAGGCCUUCCAUGUUAUACCUGUCUGAGCAGGUCACCUCCAGUGUCUCUGGAAGGGAAAGGAGGAGGCAUAAGGGUUUGUUUGCCUGCCUGUGGAGGCAGGAUUGAUAGAUGUAGCGACUCCUGGUGGCCAGAAUGGAGUUGUGGCCAGGGGUAUGGCCUGUGCUGCUGCUGCUCUUCCUGCUGCUGCUCUUCCUGCUGCCCGCCCUGUGGUUCUGCAGCUCCAGUGCCAAAUACUUCUUCAAGAUGGCCUUCUACAACGGCUGGAUCCUCUUCCUGGCUGUGCUCGCCAUCCCUGUGUGUGCUGUGCGAGGACGCAAUGUUGAGAACAUGAAGAUCUUGCGUCUGAUGCUGCUCCACAUCAAAUACCUGUAUGGGAUCCGAGUGGAGGUGCGUGGGGCCCACCACUUCCCUCCCUCACAGCCCUACGUCGUGGUCUCCAACCACCAGAGCUCACUCGACCUGCUUGGGAUGAUGGAGGUACUGCCAGGUCGCUGUGUACCCAUUGCCAAGCGUGAGCUACUGUGGGCUGGCUCUGCUGGACUGGCAUGCUGGCUGGCAGGAGUCAUCUUCAUCGACCGGAAGCGCACUGGGGAUGCCAUCAGUGUCAUGUCUGAAGUCGCCCAGACCCUGCUCACCCAGGAUGUGCGGGUCUGGGUUUUCCCCGAGGGCACGAGAAACCACAAUGGCUCCAUGCUGCCCUUCAAACGUGGCGCCUUCCACCUUGCAGUACAGGCCCAGGUUCCCAUCGUCCCCAUAGUCAUGUCCUCCUAUCAAGACUUCUAUUGCAAGAAGGAGCGUCGCUUCACUUCAGGGCGAUGUCAGGUACGGGUGCUGCCCCCAGUGCCCACAGAAGGGCUGACACCAGAUGACGUCCCAGCUCUGGCUGACAGAGUCCGGCACUCCAUGCUCACCAUUUUCCGGGAAAUCUCCACUGAUGGCCGGGGCGGUGGUGACUAUCUGAAGAAAUCUGGAGGGGUGGGCGAGGCCCGGCUCUGAGCGCCCUUCCCAUCUACCCUCAUCUUCCUCCCACACCUGCCAGCCCAGUGGGCCCUGAAGCAGGGCCAAGCCCACUUCCUUGUUUCUCUUCUCCCCACUGUUCUCCUCUUUGGAAUCUUCAACUUCUGAAGUAAAUGUGGAUACAGCACCGCUCCUUGUCCCUUCCCAGGCCCCCCCCCCAUGGACUCUGUUGCCUCGGUGCAGUCUCCACUCACCCCUCCCCACCUCCUAUGCCAUCUUGUCUUUGGGACGGUUGCCUCCCCCUCAUCUUCAGUGGCUCACCUACAGAAAGGUGGGAACACACCAUCCUUUCCCCAGUGGACCCUCUGGACCUUCUUCUUUUGUGAUCUUCUCUCCCUCUCCACCCCACAUUGGCCAGUGGACUCAUCCAUUCUGUGGAACAAUACCCUACCACAAGUCCAUGAAUUCAGUGGACUUAUCCAUUCGUGAGGACUCCUCACACUGUGGCUGGAAGCAAUGCCUGGAACAUUCCUGGCUUAUCCUGGGAACACUCCUCAGCACCCUCACCCUCCCUCCCAUUGGAGCCUCCUGUCAGUGGAGGCUGGACUCUUCUCACUCAGAGGUCUCAUCCUGCCCAUACCCAGGUGCCCAGGGGUGAGCAUACUCCUAGAUGCCAGUUUGGUCUCCACAUUUCUGCUUCCCCCUAUCCCUGUGGUACAGUUCUUCAGUGGUCCUGGCCCCAACCCAGUCCCCUGCAGCCCUGCUGUACCAUUCUAACCAGACAUAAGGGGAAGAGGCAGACAUUAGGUGCUGCACUCACUUCUGCUCCCUGGGGAGUUGGGGAAAGGAGCUGAACCCUGGCUGGAAGGGAUGGGAGGGCUUUUAAUUUAUUUCUCUUUCUUUUGAGGCUUCCCCUCUCUGAGCCAGUUUUCAUUUCCUCCCUGUGGCAUUAGCCACUCCUGCCUCCCACCCCAGACCUGUGCCCAUAACUGGGAAGGUGGGCUGGGAGCAAAAGGAGAGGGUGGGACCCGGUUUUGUGUGGUUUUUAUUAAUUAUCUGGAUAACAGCAAGAAUCCGAGAAUAAAGAUUGAGAGAGAGAGAGA
Molecule: messenger RNA, 2289 nt
Organism: Suricata suricatta (meerkat)
Lineage: Eukaryota; Metazoa; Chordata; Mammalia; Carnivora; Herpestidae
Gene: AGPAT1
Product: 1-acylglycerol-3-phosphate O-acyltransferase 1
Exons: 8
Coding region: 362-1225 (287 amino acids)
Biological process (GO): phosphatidic acid biosynthetic process
Cellular component (GO): endoplasmic reticulum; membrane
Molecular function (GO): 1-acylglycerol-3-phosphate O-acyltransferase activity
Source: RefSeq, a predicted model, not a curated record